Schistocerca serialis cubense is the source of this 5017-nucleotide messenger RNA. RefSeq names its product solute carrier family 2, facilitated glucose transporter member 8-like. The coding region runs from base 75 to 1484 and encodes 469 amino acids. Gene Ontology annotation, biological process: transmembrane transport. The transcript is spliced from 6 exons. Gene Ontology annotation, molecular function: transmembrane transporter activity. Lineage: Eukaryota; Metazoa; Arthropoda; Insecta; Orthoptera; Acrididae. The record is from RefSeq and is a predicted model, not a curated record. Gene Ontology annotation, cellular component: membrane.
UGUAAACAUAACUAACUUAGGUACAAGAUUCCACACUGCUCACUGUCUUCAUCUGAAUCAACUCGGAAAGAAGCAUGCAGUACAUCACGACCAUUUCUGUCGAGCUGGAGAUGAAGCCGCCUCCUGAACAUGCAGCUGAAGGAAGCCGAAGAGCCAGCAGACUGAGGCAGCACCUGGCCGCCAUUGCUAUGAGCAUCGGGGCGCUGGGCACGGGCACGACACUGGGCUGGACCAGCGUGGCCAUCCCGGAGCUGCAGUGCGGCUACGCGUCUGCGGCCGGAGCGCAGUGCUACCAGUCGUGGCAGCUGUCCUGGGUCUCGGGCUGCAUGUCGCUGGGGGCGCUGGCGUUCUCGCUGCCCGUGGGGCGGCUGGCCGACGUGCUGGGCCGCAAGCGGGCCGGGCUCUGCCUGGGCCCCCUCUUCCUGGCCGGCUGGGCGUUCCUCAUCUGGGGAGACUCGCUGGCAUUGCUGUGCGUGGGCCGCCUGCUGACCGGAGCUGCGGGCGGAGCCUUCAACGUGCUGGCGCCGGUGUACAUCGCCGAGGUGGCCCAGAAGGAAGUCCGGGGAGCACUGUGCAGCUACUUCCAGCUGCUGCUCACCGUCGGCACCCUCUACGUCUACAUGCUGGGUGCGGUGACCGGCCUGUUCUGGACCUCCGUGGGCUGCGCCGUGGUGCCCGCGGUCUUCCUGGUGGCACUCUCGCUGGUGCCCGAGACUCCCCCCUACCUGCUGCAGGGCGGAGCUGGCCGAGGCGAGGGCGGCUCUGGAGGAGGACUCCGGGAACGGGAGGUCCGGGCCCUCCGGGAGGGGCUGAGCACCCCUGCUGCCGGUCGGGGAAUCGUCGCGGGGCUGGGGCUCGUCACGUGCUUCCAGCUCUGUGGCAUCAAUGCUGUGCUUUUCUACGCGUCCGAUAUCUUCCUGAGAGCGUCGGGCGGAGCCCUGGAGGCGGAUACGUCUGCCGUGGUGGUGGGCGCCAUGCAGGUGGUGGCGACGCUGGUGGCGUCACUGGUGGUGGACCGCGCGGGCCGCAGGCCGCUGCUCGUGGCGUCCGCCGCAGUGGUGGGACUGUGCGCUCUGCUCCUGGGAGCCUACUUCCAGCUGGACUCCAGUGGCGAGGCCGAGGGCCUGGACUGGCUGCCCCUCGCCAGCCUCUGCCUGUUCGUGGUGGCCUUCUCGCUGGGGCUCGGGCCCGUCACCUGGGUGCUGCUCGGAGAGCUGUACGCCCCCGAGGUGCGCGCCUUUGCGGGCUCCCUCUGCUGCCUCGUCAGCUGGACCUUCUCCUUCCUGGUCACCACCUUCUUCAGCGAGCUCAGCUCCGCCGUCGGCGUCCAGGGAACCUUCUGGAUCUUCGGCUCCGUGGCAGUCGCCGGCGCCCUGUUCGUGUUCUUCGUGGUUCCCGAGACGAAGGACCGGUCGCUGGAGGAGGUGCAGAGGCAGCUGUCUGGCGGGGCCCGAGUAUGGAGUUUGUCCUGCACCUGCAGAUGAGCCUCCUCACCUAGACAAAUCUGGAUGUUACAGUGAUCACCAUUCCUCUGGAUGAACCCACAUUCGUACACGAAUCAGCGAAUGGUAGUAACACGGUCUCACUUUUUCUAACAUCAGACAUUCACUUGAUCACUUGGAACAAUCUAUUGGACCACAACAGGAACCCAGGCCCUCAUCUGCCACCAGUAAUGCUCUUCCAACUGAGCCACUACCUUUUUUCCAUAAAAUGAUACAAGUUUCCAGCUCAUGGACUUUAUCACAUUCAUUAGCUGAUUUAAAUAGUGCUCCAGAUCACGAUUCAUGACUUUUCUCAAGUACAGCAGUUACCAUAUACGUACCAUACACUUACAUACCAUCCUGUAUGUCUUAUUGGACCCGCUACAGCUGCAGGUUCGAAUCCGGCCUCGGGCAUGGAUGUGUGUGAUGUCCUUAGGUUAGUUAGGUUUAAGUAGUUCUAUGUUCUAGGGGACUGAUGACCUCAUAUGUUGAGUCUCAUACUGCUCAGAGCCAUUUUGAACCUUAUUGGACCAACACUUCUGGAACAACCGAAUUAGCAUAAAAUGGCUUGACCAUUGUAUAAUGACUGUCGCCAUAGUCGAAUUGAGAAUACAUAACUAAACUGUUCCCAUAUAACUCAUCCCCUCUCCCCUUUCUUCCCCUCUCCAAACCUAUACAAUUCCCUUCCACACCUGAAGAUGUAAAAUGCCUGACCACUAUCCAACAAAUUUGGUGGACUUCCCUCUAGUUUACCUUGUCAGCCGGCCAGUGUGGCCAAGCGGUUCUAGGCGCUUCAGUCUGGGGAUGUGUGUCAUGUCCUUAGGUUAGUUAGGCUUAAGUAGCUCUAAUUUCUAGGGGACUGAUGACCUCAAAUGUUAAGUCCCAUAGUGCUCAGAGCCAUUUGACCGUUUUUUACCUUAUCGCCUGUUCCAUAUACCACCUUGAUCUCUUAGCCACCUGCUGUUCCAACCCAGUACGCUUCUGUGUGAAUAAAAUGGUCCCUGGUGUAAGCUACUAAUGACAUAUUGUUUCCAGCUGAAUGGUACUGUCGAGAUAAUCUGACACGCCACACUCAUAACUUUCUGAUAUAGUGACUUUGCCUGAAAAUGGUUUGGGCGAGUCUGGGGGAUGUCUCAUGGUAUCUCAACACUGCCAUCCAACUGGAUACCUGAGAGCCAUUCAUCAAGUACACGUCGUUUACAACCAUCUCAGUUCCCUUCCGUAAGCCUUAUCACACUCCCCUUAACCUGAAUACUACUCCCUAACGUUAAGUAAACUACGACACUGCUGAAAUCUCCUUUCCCACAAGAUCUCGUGUUUCUGCAAACCACGAUUCUGUUCAUGAGGACACUCAGUGAACACAAACUUCAAAUCCUUGUCCUCAAUGUGACCUUCUUACAGGCUUACAAAGUGAAGACACAGUCCACAAUCUGUGUGUUGAGAUGAAGUUCUCAGUGCUCGACUUAGGUACACCACUGUUCAUCAACAAUCCCUAAAGCAUUCACCAUCUUACCCAAUCACUUUCCUGUAAGCUGUGAAACCUUUUUCCAGUCAUUCUAAUCCUCUUGACUUCCUCACAGGCACAGCUAAGACCUUCCCUAUCUCUAGCACUACCAUCACUCUCAAUGCUCACAGUAACUUCCCCGUGUCAGAAUCAAGUGCUGGUGUCUAAUGACUCUUUCCAUGGUCACACAAUCACUAUCCCACUUUUAACCUAUCAUUACAGCUAAAUCACUGCAGAAAACAUCAUCACUGGAAUCAAGUAUCAAUCGGUCUAUCCGAUUGUCGCUCUAUAGACCCUACCUGGAUGCCUUAAUCCCAAUAGCCUACCUGUUCACAUCCUGUACUACCUCCACGUAUGACUGUAAACCUAUUGGGAAGCCUUAGGUAUAAAACUUUGAAGCCGAUCAGUACUAUCGUAACAGUCUAAUAGCGUGCCUUUCUUUCUUCAGAAGACUUUCCCCAUUUGUCAUAUCGAGCCACAAUGCAGCAAAGCCUAUCUGUUCCCAAUGCUAUCUGCUAUCUGCUACUCCCUCUACCGAACAAUGUCUCCAAAAUUAAAAACUUUGCAAUCUAUCCUAAUGACAUCACCCACAACGAUGCGAACUUUGAUCAGUCCCUACUCCAAAAAGUUUAAAACUACCCAAUCUCUCCCACCCCAGACUCUUGGCUCGCUGCACACGUAAAAGAAUUAGCCAGCUACACUUCAGGAAUGAAGCUUCCCCACCAUUAUUUACAUCUUCAAACCUUGGUGUAUAAAGUGCAUACCUUUUUAAAUGUGACUUAGCCACCUGAACCCCAAAAUUGUACAAGUAUUUUAAGUCUUCAAACAGCAUUCACUUCUCGUUCUCUGUCCCUUUCUUGUCCCGCAGGUGAGUCAAUUAGCCACUCAUCAAAUUAUGUCCUCUCUUCACUGUGAAUGAACACAUAAGAAUAUCCUACAGCUCCAAAAUACCUGAUACCAUCCAAAGUAUCUUUUCUUGUCUAACCUCCUGCCUUUACACACUGCCGCGUCUGUAACAGCUCAUACCUCUACCUUAUACCUACAUAAUUUUCACAUCAUCUCCUAGAACAUUUUCAUUGAACCCCUUUUGACUCUGGCUUAUACCUGUGCCACCAGCUGUCACGGGCCCUUUCUUUCUUUCUCCAUGUCCAUACUCGCCUCUUUCUCUUCUAUGUCCUAAUCUUUCAUUUAUUACCCAUUAUCCCUAUUUUUAUUAUCCCUCCAUUCAGCUCUCCAGAAAAACCUUCACAACUUCACGCCCAAUAUCCAUUCCACACCUAAUUCACUACCUGUUUACUAAAGUACUUAACUUCCAUAUUCAUUUGUUCCAGACUCCAAAAAUCUUUAAGCAAAGGCCCACCACAUAGAAUCGACAGUUUGUGUGUUUUUAUUCCUUCACUUCAUAUUGGUCUCUUUGCAUUGCUCACGUUACAUAAUUACAAUGAAUCGUUUCAUUCAGUUUAUAGAUUGUGAAAUAACUAUCAUGUUGUACCUAAAAUCAUGUAUUUUAAGGACUCUGUCGAUAUAUUAAGAUAAAUUUUUGUAUACCUCUAAAAUUUUUGAUAGUAUAAACGUUAUAAUUUUGUACCACUAUUAUCCCUCACUAACCGUAUUGAGUGAAGGGUAAGAAAAGAUAAUAAAAGAAAAAUAACCAUCGCUUCUGUAUGUCAUAGAUGAUGGAAAUCCCAUUGAUGAGAUGUAUUCAAAGAAUGCCGAUAUUUCCAUGAGUGUCAAUAAGUGUCUGCAUUGUUUAACUCAAGUAAAAAUGUUUCGAAAAAGCUUUUUCUGCUACACAGACAAUAUCAACACGAAAAUACAAUUUCACUCCUAGGUUCCUUUCACUCAGUGUGUAACAUCGACUUCUUUGGCUAAAUGAGCAAACUGCUUCCAGAAGACUUUUAAAAAAGAAUUUUAUUUAUAUUUCACGUCCGUGGUACCAUGCUAUCCUAAGCUACUUGGUCAUGGAAUGAGUCUAUAUACACAGUAAUUAUAAAGUCUGUGAAACAUUUCAGAAAUUUGGUAGAGAUAAACA